Molecule: messenger RNA, 4586 nt
Organism: Cladocopium goreaui
Lineage: Eukaryota; Dinophyceae; Suessiales; Symbiodiniaceae
Source: the annotation of a GenBank genome assembly
UGAAUGCUUCAAGGGGACAGCUAGCUGGUCCCGGCGGUCUGCUGGGGGGCUUCGGCAAUGCGGCCGCGGCAGAUGCGGCGAUGGAGCGGUUGAAGAUGCUGGCAGGGGUGGGCCCCACCCGUCUUGGCGCUCACGAACGGCAGUCUCAGGCAGCUGGUCCCGAGUCUCAAGCUUUGGCAGAACAUGCAGCCGAAGCAGUGGAGGCGGAGGAGCUAGAUCAGGCUCUGGAGGCAACCCUGGCCGACGCAUCGGACCCGAUGCAAAAGCUGAUGCUACUCCAGAUGAAGCAGAUGGCUCUGAUGAACAAGAGUUUCAACCACCGGCAGCCCUCAGAUCCCAUCCAGGCCUUGCUCGGGUCAGGCGGGGGCGACAAUCAAGGGGGCAGCACCAGCGGCAUCAAGGGUUGCCUGGCCAGGGAAGCUUACGUGAAGAUCACGGAGGACCUUCACAAGCUGGCUUCGGUGGCCGAAAGCAACGCCACCGCCGAGCUCGGGUUGAGCGCUUACCAGGUGACUCCGGGCAUCAUGCGAGACUACUUGGAGCGGAGGGUGCCUCUGGGCAACUUUCGGCAGUUGACCCAGUUCGGGUAUCUGGCCGCUUCCGGAUGGGAGAUUGGUGCUCGAACCAACAACAAAGAGCUCCAGGGGUUUUGCGCCAAGCUGCUGAUGUUUGUGGAACAGACUGCACUGGACUCAGGCCGCACAAAUCUGAGUUGGCUGAUGACGGGACUAGCAGAUCCCAACUUUACCCUGACGCAGCAAAACACUCAGAAGAGCGGGCUGAAACCGUUCACUCGGCUGGCGUCUGCAAGCUGGCUUCCAUUCAGGGACCGUUCCAAACCUUUGCCAGGCUCUUCUAUGUCAGCGCGGGGAGGCCCUGCCUCUACUGCGACUUUUGGUCGGGGGGCGGAACGGGACCUGCGCCCAGCCCUUGAGUUGGAUGCGUGUGAGAACGGUGGUGCAGAAGAGGCCAAAGUUCCUGGAGGCCUAGUUUUUGGUCAGCCUGGCCAAGCUCUGCCUUCUGCAAUUAGAUGCAAUGAGAUCAUGCUAGCUGUUUUGCAGGUGGCUAGCAAUCCUGCAAGUUGUUUUGGAGGUUUCCUGAGAAAGAGCCUCUGUGAAUCUCGCGCUGCUAUCGGAACUGCUCCAAGAUCCGAUGUGUGGCCAUGUCCCCCACCCCGGUGGCGUUGGACGGCCAGCCAGCACCUUUCUCCUCGACGACGUCAUCGUCGAAAGUUUCUCAUGGUUCGGGCAAAGCUUUUGCAAAGGAUUGUAAUCACGCUCAACUGGCUGACCUUGGGACAUGCUCAGUCUCCUCCAGAGCACUGCCGUUUGGGAGCACCAAUCUCUGCGGCGCAGCAUGCCGCUUUGGAGAGGUUGGAGGAGAUGGUGGACUAUUUUUUGAGAGCCCCCGUUGCAUCUCCCACUGACCUAGGCCGGGCUGGAGAAAAGCUGGAGAAUUUAUUGAAAGCAUCUUUUUCUUUGCAUGAUUUUAAUUCACUGAGUUUCAACGAUGUGGUAAGUUUUUUAGAUGUGAUCCAAAAAGAUCUUGACCCUUACAGCAAAGAGCCAACAAACAAUGCAGCAGCUUCUGCCCAGCAUGCAUCUAAUGUUUGCAGUGGAGCCGAGCCGGCUACAGCAUAUAAGGUGAAGUUGGCUACAUCACCUGCCAAACAGGUUUUUUCAGACAGGAUUAAGUGGAAGUUAGGUCCGUCUUUUGACCCCAAACCUUACUUGAGCGAUCCUAUUGUUCAUGCUGCUUUCCAAGAUCCUGAAGUCCUUCGUAAACCUGUUGGCGACUGGCCUCAGCGGCCGCGGGCUCGUGUUCACUGCUCUCGCGAAGAGGUUUUGCGUCUGGCGGAAAAGUGGGACAAGCUCGGCGCUUGCAUGCUGAUCCCCACGAAUGAGAUCAGAGCUGACGAAGCCGUUGGUCUGUUUGCUGUUCCUAAAGAUCAAGAUCACGAUCGACUUAUUAUCAAUCCCACAGUUAUCAACUCACGGAUGUAUAAUGCAAACACCUUCACCAAAACAAUUGCGCCUGGUCAUUUGGUUGGUAUGAUACGGCUGAGACCUGAUGAAGAUCUUCGUAUUAGUUCGGAUGACCUUUGCGAGUUUUACUACACCUUCAAGGUGUCUCGUAGUAGGGCUGCAAGGAAUGCAAUUGGGGUUUCAUUUGUUGGCAGUGAGCUCUCCCACCUUCAGUGUUACAACCCACAGUUACAUCAGGAGUCAGUUUAUAUCUGUUUGGCUACAUUGGCAAUGGGCGACGGGUUGGCAGUUGAAAUUGCACAACAAAGUCAUUACAACUUACUUCGACAGUUGGGUGGAUGCAUGGACCCCAAAGAAGUUUUAGCCUAUCGUCGCGCAAUCCCCAAAGGGCCUUUCUAUGAACUUUUGACCAUUGAUGAUCAUAUUGGGUUGCAACGGGUAAAAAAGGGUUUUCCUUUGGGUCAACAGCCAACCCGGGACAAAGCAGUUUUCAAGCAGUCUGAACGAGCGUAUGCAGCAGUGGGACUUACCCCUCACCCAGGAAAAAGACAAAGGCAAGUUUCAGCGGCCACCGUUUUGGGGGCCGAAGUUGAUGGAGUUGUUGGUAGGGUGUCUGCACCGCGUUCUCGUCUUGCAGUCCUCAUGUUUUGCACUGCGGUUGUGGUUCAAAAGAAGUCAUGCACCAAGAAGAUUCUGCAGAGUUUGAUUGGGUCAUGGGUUCAUGCAUUGUUAUUUCGCAGAUGUAUUUUUUCAGUGUUGGAUGCAAUUUACAAUGAAGGAAACCAUCAACCUCCUGAUACAGUUUUUCCCCUUUCUCCCAAAAGCCUGAGUGAGCUGACCAUGCUGAUGCUUCUGGGUGUCCUGGCACAAUGCGACAUGCGGGCAGCUAUAUGCCCGGAGGUGUUCAUGAUGGACGCAAGUCCAUAUGCUGGAGCAGUUUGUUCCUCCUCAGUGGCUGAAGAUGCCGUCGACCGGCUGUGGCUUUUGUCUGAGCAGCGAGGGUAUUAUACCCGUCUGGAGCAAGGGCCUGGAGUAGUGCUGCGUGAAAAAGGUUUAGAUCAUGCUGAGCUGUUUGGUUCGGAAGCUGGUCCCUUGAGUUUACCUGAAGGACCGAUGCCCUGUUUGCCAAUGACCUCUGAGGAGCGGGAAACGUUCCACUGCCUUGAGUUGUUUAGAGGCCAGGGAAACUGGAGCGUUGCUCAUGAAGAGGUGGGCCUUAGGGUCCAUCCUGGAGUCGAAAGAAAUGAGCGGGGUGUCCGCUUUGGCGACCUGAGUGAUGACAGCACUUUCCUAGGGCUUUUGCGACUAGCCGACAGCGGCACUGUCGAGGAGUGGCAUGCAGCUCCCCCUUGCUGGUCUUUUGGAACCCUCAGGAGACCUCGUUUGAGGUCAAAAGCUCAGCCCUUCGGUUUUGACCCUGCUGACCCUCUGACCGCUGAACAGACGCGUUUGGCGGUGCGGACAGCCUUCCUUCUUUUGGUAGCUUUGGGGGUGCUGGCUUACAAAAUUUUGUUUCUGCAGUUUUGGCAGUGCUUUCAACAAACCUUCGAAGUCUAUGGUCGGUUGCCGGUUCCUGGAGAGGCGGUGAGCGCUUUCUCGGCUUCCUAUCCCCGUGAGCUCUGCCGAGCCAUGGCACGGGGUUCUGCAGAUUUUUUCCUGGAGUUGGGUCGCAAAGCAGGGCCCUUAGAAGAGAAUGGCAACUUGCGACCAUGGCAUGAGGACCCUGAUUGGGUGCAUGAUUUGUGUGAGGGGUUGCGAUACAGGGAACUGUUUCGCUAUCGUUUCAAAAAAGGUGGGCAUAUCAACUGUCUGGAAUGCCGAGUUUACAAAAGCUGGCUGAAGCAUUGCGCCAAGCGGUGGCCGGGCUGCAGAGUUCUGGGACUUUUAGAUAGCCGUGUGACUCUUGGAGCGGCAGCCAAAGGUCGCAGCAGUUCAAAAGCUUUGAGUCAUAUUUUGAAGACGUCUCUGGGCUAUGUGCUGGGGUGCGGAUUAUAUCCAGGUGGGCUGCAUGUGCGGUCAGCAUGGAACCGUGCGGAUGGGCCUUCGCGAGAUGGCAAAGUUGCUCCUCCCACCUGUGAACGACCCACCUGGCUUGCAUGUCUGGAGCAGGGCGACGACAGUUUGUUUGAAAUCAUGCUGGAAAGUGCAAAGUGGAGCCGUCCGUUAGGGCGGAAUCCGGGCCCCUCUGAGAACAAAGCCUACAAGCCCCGCGGGCAGCUCAGUAUGGUUGUCGGGCUCUCGCGGACGACCGUCGCGCGGAUGGAUGCUUGUUUGACCUUUUUUGAAGAGUGGCUUCAGAAGGAGCUGAAAUGGGAUCUGAACAUGGCCUUGAGCAGUGCGGAGAACGCAAACCUUUCUUUGAGGGCGUAUGGGCGCGCCACCUUUUCUGCUGGGAAACCAAGGUACCAACUGGUCUAUGCUAUCACCGGUGUGCAGCAUUUGAGGCCUGAGUUUCGGCCUUUCCUUGCAGGAGCCUGGCAGGUAGACAAACAGUGGCAGCUGAAAGAACCUGGACAGUGCAGAGCAGUGUUGUCUGCACCAGUUGUUCGCAGCAUUUGCGCCCUGGCCUUUUUAUGGAAAUGGUAUCGUUUUGGUGCCAUG